UCUGCAGCCUCCGGCGCCUUCCCGCCCGUUUCUCGCGGCCAGGCCUGGGGGCUUCGGGGCUGAGGUCACUGUGGUCCGUCUCGUCCCAGGCCCAGGGAGACGCUCAGGUCCCAGGACCGGUGUCGAGGGGCGUCUGAAGGGCCUCCCCCCUUUCCCCCACCAGGAAUAGAGGAGACGCAGAAGGUGAGAGAGGAGGAGUAAAGAUGGCACAGGUUCUGCACAUGGACUCUGGCUUUCCAGGGAAGCCCAGCCCCACGACCCCCACAGCUUUCCGGGGGAAGGAUCCAGAGCCACCGUACUCGGUGGAGACGCCCUACGGCUACCGGCUGGACCUGGACUUCCUCAAGUAUGUGGACGACAUCGAGAAAGGUCACACCAUCAAACGGGUAGCUGUACACCGGCGGCCGCGCCUGGGCUCCCUGCCCCGGGGGCCCGGGUACACAGGCUCCUGGUGGACCUCCACGGAGUCCCUCUGUUCCAACACCAGCGCCGACAGCCGCCACUCUGCCUACUCCUACUGCGGCCGGGGCUUCUACCCGCAGUAUGGUGCUCUGGAGACCCGGGCCGGCUUCAACCCCCGCGUGGAGAGGACUCUGCUGGAUGCCCGCAAGAAGCUGGAGGACCAGGCGGACUCUGGGGAGGGGAGCCAGCCACGAGUGGCAGGCCUGGGCAGUCUGACCCCCAGUGUCUCAGGCUCCACCAGCUCCCUGGUUGGGGCUGGGCUGCCUCCACCCCCACUGGGACGCCUGCAGUCCCAUAAUGGCACACCCUACACCCCGCUGAGCUCGGGGCUGUCCACGCCCGUGUCCCCUACCCCGGGCCACCUGCAGCAUGUGCGGGAGCAGAUGGCCGGAGCUUUGCAGAAGCUGCGGCAGCUGGAGGAGCAGGUGAAGCUCAUCCCAGUGCUGCAGGUCAAGAUCUCGGUGCUGCAGGAGGAGAAGCGCCAGCUCAGCGUCCAGCUCAAAAGUCAGAAGUUCCUGGGGCACGCUGGGGGAAGCGGUGGAGGCCGAGGCUGGGGUCGCGGGGAGCUUUUUCUCGAUCUGCCCGAAGAGGGUGUCCCUGCUGGUCCAGAGCCCCUCCCUUUGGGACAGGCAGAUGUGGGGAAGAAGAGGGAGACCCGGGCAGUGGGCGUGGGGCCAGAGGAGGGCGAUGGCAGCCGCCCGGGGCCCACCCAGAGGAGCGUGAGCACCUGGGUGCGGGAGCAGGACCUGGGAAGGCCCUGCCCGGCCGAAGACCAGGGAGCUCUGACAGCUAAGAUUGCCACCUUGGAGUCACAGCUGAAGAAGGCCCUUCAGGAGCUGAGGGUGGCCCAGCUGCAGCUCGGAGGGCAGGCCCCGGGCCCAGCCGACAGGGCCCCAGCACCCUCGGGCCAGUGGCCGGACAAUUUGGCUGGAGGAGGCAGUAGCCAGGAGAGCCCCGGGCUCCCUGCAGCGGCCUCCAGCCAGCGCCACCCAUGCGACCCACGGGAGGCCCAGGGCUAUUCGCCAGAGCAGCCGGUGGGUGGGGGCUGGCAACCCCCAGAAGGGCCCAUCAAGGUGGACACGGUUAAGGUGAUCCAAGUGCCACGGGAGUUGGAAAUCGCAGCCAGCACGACUACGGGGGUGGCUCGCCAGCCCCAGCGGGCUCAGAGCCUGGAGCCCUAUGGCAGGGGUCUCAAGGCACUGACGGCCCGGGGGCCUGAAGAAGGCGGCUCCCUGCCCAUCCAGAAUUCCGCCGGCAGCGGCCCAGCCUUGGAGGCACCACCCUCUGCCCCCACUCACCGGACCAAUGAGGUGAUAGAGACCACCUUUCCCAUCCCCAACAGCCCCCUCCCCAGCACCUUCCAUGCUGUGAAGAAGAUCAGCAUCACUGCCGAGCCCUACCGGGAUGAGGACCCCCCACUCGCCACCCCAGGAUUGGACUGCAAUGGGGUGGCAGCAUCUUCAGGUCUCCCCAGGAGCCUUCAGAGGCCUUCAGAGGGCCCUCUGGGGCCAGUGUCAGCCCCUCCCAGCACCAUUCAAGCACCCACUGGGGAAGGGUCUGUUCAGCAAGCUGGGGGUCCAGUCCCAGCAGCCAAAAGUGACAUCACUUCAAGAGAGCAGAGCAGGACAGCAGGGCUCGGUGAAGAAAAAGAAGAAGAUGCUGAAGACCCAGCCUCAUUGCCAGCUGGGAUAAAGUCCAUCAUGAAGAGAAAAGAUGACAGCACAGACCCUCUGUCCAACAAGAAAAGCCUCCAGUUUGUAGGAGUCAAUGGCGGAUAUGAGUCCACGUCCUCGGAGGACUCCAGCACGGCUGAGAACUUCUCUGACAAUGAGAGCACUGAGAGUGAGUACCACGAGGCCAGCGAAGGGCUUCCUGCGAUCCCGGAAGGGGCCCGGCAGAAACACCUGGGGGCAGGAGCUGGGCCUGGCAAGGGAGUCGGCAGCACGGCGAAGGAGAAGCCAGUGGCAGCCACAGGGGCAACUGCAGCAGCAGCAGAAGCGGUCCCCAGUAGGAAGGAACAAGAUGAGAUCCGAUUGGAACUCAGCACGGACCUGAUCUCCGCCUGCUUGUCUUUGCAGAAAUCCCUGGAGAGUCCAGGCACCCUGACAGACAAAGAGAUGAAAGCAGCCUACACCACGGUGCUCCAGGAGUGGCUGCGGCUCUCGUGCCACAAGGACGCCCACCCGGAGGUGGUCCGCCGACACAUGGUCACUUUCCGGGCUAUGUCGCCACAGCUGCUCCAGUUCAUCGUCAACAUGGCAGACAGCAAUGGCAACACGGCUCUGCACUAUACAGUCUCCCAUUCCAAUUUCCCUGUGGUCAGACAGCUCCUGGAUACCGGGCUUUGCAAUGUGGACAAGCAGAACAAAGCCGGAUACACGGCCAUCAUGCUUACGGCCCUGGCGGCUUUCCGGGCCGAAGGGGACAUGGACACUAUUGUGCAGCUGCUAAAGCUCGGCAACGUCAACUCCAGAGCCAGCCAGGCAGGGCAGACGGCACUGAUGCUAGCAGUCAGCCACGGGCGAAUUGACAUGGUCAAGGCUCUGCUGGAUUGUGCCGCCGAUGUCAACCUGCAGGAUGACGAUGGGUCCACAGCACUGAUGUGUGCUUGUGAGCACGGCCAUGUGGAGAUCAUCCGCCUGCUCCUGGCCGUACCCAACUGUGACGUCACGCUCACUGACCACGAUGGAAGUUCAGCCCUAUCCAUUGCCCUGGAAGCUGGACAGAAUGACAUUGCGGUGAUGCUCUAUGCCCACAUGAAUUUUGCCAAGUCCUCGGGUGCCCCAAAGUCGGUGAAACCUGAGGGUACAACAGCUUCUUCCACUGACCCUCAGUAGAAGCAGCGCAAACAGCGAGUGUUUCCUCCACCUCCUCCUGGCAUGAAGCGGGUGACAUCGUCCCUACAACUGCAUGGGAGCCUCUUCGGUGCCGAUUCUAUCAGAGAGGAAGAAAGAAAGAGGAGGGAACCUGCCUGAGGACACUCAUCUAUCCUUACAGAGAGGAGUGAGCAAACACAACAAUUGAAUCGAGCACGUCACCCCCCACCCCACCCUUUGUGCUCCUGCUUCUCUGUGAUACCCUCAGUAAGGACCAAAUGCAAAAAGCAAAAUGAAUUCUUGGCAAGUUGUCCAGGCUAUGAGGCACAAAAGGAUGUCUGUCUCUAAGCGUUUGAGCUGCGACAUUCCUGCUUUUAGGGACGCCUGUAGACUGAAGCUGGGCUCUUCUCCUGCCUCAUGGAACUCUUGGUGCCUUUAGACGGCAUGCAGAGCUUUGAGCAUGUGGGAAGCAAUGAAGGAAAUGUGAUCAAGGAGAAUAAGCUGACAGUGAAGCAUUUGAAAAGGGUGAGAGAUUUACGUAAGCACUAAGAGUUAUUUGAAUUCAAAAAUAGCCUGAAUUUUAUAUUAGCGAAUAAGCAGCCAUUCUAUUUUGUGAGGUCAUGUAUAGUUUUGAAUGAGCCUCUCUAGCACUGCAGGCACUCUGCCUGCCCACCUGUGGCGUGUACAGUGUUAUAAAGGUCACUCUUCAGAGAGACAUUUUUGUGGAAUUAUUUUUAUAGCCUUGCCUUUUUAUGGGCAAGAGGCAGCAGCAGUCAGUCUAAGAUUGGUAUGAAAACUCAAUCUGAUUUUUUUCUUCCCGGUCCCCCACCCCAUUCUUUCUUUUCUCCGUCCCUAUUGCAUCCAGGAUCUCGUAAGCCCAACUGAGGGCAGUGCAGACAGCAGCAACAGAGCAGUGGCAAACAUAAAUAAAUCAGAGAAGCAGCAAGGCCUAGUGGAUAGAGCACAGGCCUGGGAGUCAGAAAGACCUGGGUUCUAAUCCUGGCUCUGCCACUUGUCUGCUGUGUUACCUUGGGCAAGUCACUUCACUUCUCUGUGCCUCAGUUCCCUUAUCUGUAAAAUGGAGAUUAAGACCAUGAGCCCCAUGUGAGACAGGGACUGUGUCCAACUUGAUUAGCUAGUAUCUACUCCAGCGCUUAGUACAGUGCCUGGCACAUAGUAAGCGCUUAACAAAUAACCAUUAAAAAAAGCCUACCCCCGUGCCUUAUAGUGCCCCCGUGGGUACUCAGCAAAUAUUAAUUAGUGAUGAUCCUGACUACAUCUUCCAUGAAACAUUUAAGACUGUUGGAUUCAGGGGUUAGGAAAAGAGAUGCAAUUUGAUUUACUAAUUUAUCAGUAGUAUUUAUUGAACAUUUACUUUGUGCUGAGCACCGUACUAAGUGCUUGGGAGAGUCCAAUAGAGCUAGCAAACGUGAUCCCUACCCUCAAGGACCUUACCGUCUACAGGGGGGACACAGGCAUUAAACAUAUAUUUCAGAUACGGAAGCGGCAGAGUAUAAGGAUAUGGACAUAAGUGCUAUGGGGAUGGGGUGAGUAUCAAAGUGCUUAGGGGGUAUGGAUGCAAGUGUAUUGGUGAAGCGGAAAAGAGGGAGAGUAGGGUGGAGAAAUGAGAGGUUAAUUAGGGAAGGCUUUCUGGAGGAGAUAGUUUGUCAGGAAAGGCUUCCUGGAGGGAGAUAUUUACUAUCUGUCCUGUGCCCUGAACCAUAGACUGUUCUACAAAGGAGCUAUUAAAAAUGCAUUUAUCACCUAUGAAUGCUCCUUGUGUUAAGCAAUAUACAACUAAGAUCAUGGGAAUGUCACUGAAGAGAUCAAGGAUUUGUUCUAAAACUUGACAUAUAUUGCAAUUUUGCUACACAAUGGGAACUCUAGGGCACAAACCUCAGCAUUUAAAAAGGUGCAUUUAAAAAAAAAUUGAGUGAAGUAAACAAGAUAUCCAAAAAGGCUGGUAGCUCUCCCAAGAUUAUUGGUAUCUCUGCUUAAUUUAACCUGGGAUUUUUUAUUUAAAAGUUGCCCUUUCCAGACAGUAUCUUAGCACAAAUUUCUCUCUGCCUAGUAUAAGAUGCUAAGAAAGCUAAAAGGCAUUUUGUUUUAAAAUUACAUUUUUUUAAAAAAAGAAAGACAAAAGUUGAUUCUGGCUCACUGCUCUUGUCCUUAUUUUGAUGUCUGAAUGCAGAGGAACCCAGGAUCCGCUUGAGAAGUGGUACGAGUGAGAGAGAGAGAGAGAGUGUGUGUGUGUCUUUUAAGCCCCUUGAGGCAGCAGCCAAUUGCUCUGCAGUGGGUUACUGCCUCACAAUGUGCUUAUUUAUCCAUAUUUGUACAUUUAUACAGUCUUGUGCAACUGGGUUGGAAUGGUGUGCUAAGUAUUUUCAGUUUUUGUUUUGUUCCUGCACUCAGUUAUAUUUGCGAGUUUUAUUCUCACUUUCUCAUACAGUGAUAUUUCCCUAACAGUAUUACAUUUACAUGAAGUAUACAUUUUAUAAUCUAAAAAAAAUCCUGAAUUAAUAAAGCUAUCUAAAAUGACAGA
Molecule: messenger RNA, 5820 nt
Organism: Ornithorhynchus anatinus (platypus)
Lineage: Eukaryota; Metazoa; Chordata; Mammalia; Monotremata; Ornithorhynchidae
Gene: KANK2
Product: KN motif and ankyrin repeat domains 2
Exons: 12
Coding region: 204-3299 (1031 amino acids)
Biological process (GO): negative regulation of intracellular estrogen receptor signaling pathway; negative regulation of actin filament polymerization; negative regulation of cell population proliferation
Cellular component (GO): cytoplasm
Molecular function (GO): protein binding
Source: RefSeq, a predicted model, not a curated record